AGACAUUAAUAACAUUAUAGCCAAUGAACGUCCUCUGAUAGCCACAGUGAGAGCCAUUACCAAAUUGUAUGAAAAAGAAGCUCGUCUAUCUUAGUAUCACGUCUAAAAGUAAAUGAUCGUAGGCUUCUAUUUGUAAUUGUUUUUCGUUUUUAUAAACAUUUUGUUAUUUGUUCAUUUAUUCUACAUUAUAUCUACGACCAAUUCAUUUAUCUUGUUAUAUAUGUUAUUAUAAAAGCACUUAUUUAUAAAUGAAUUGAGACAUUUUAAUUUGCACAUCUUUCACUAAUAUAAUAAUUUAAUAAUUUACUUUAUCAUCAAACUUUAAAAUGGAUCUUCUUCAAUUGAGAAAUUUUCGAGACUUUCUUCUUGUAUAUAAUCAAAUAUCAGAGACUUGCUUCAAGAGAUGUGCCGAUACAUUCCUUACUAGAGAAAUAACUUCUAACGAGGAUUCAUGUAUAAAAAAUUGUACAGAGAAGCAUAUACAUGCAAAUCACAAAAUUAUGGAAUUAUAUAUGGAAAUUCAACCUAUUCUAGUUCGUAAAAGAAUAGAAGAAUUGAAUAAUCAAGCAGCAAUAAUGGCACAAUCAGAAGAUGAACAGAAAGUAGGAACAGCUAUAUCAUAAAUUAUAAUAAUAUAUUUAUUUCUAUAAAAAAUUGUACUUUCUUUAUCUACCAUAUUUAUCCAUAUCUUUAUUAAGAUUUUUAAUAUCAAAUUUAAAUAAAACAAAAAUUUCAUUGCUUUGAAUAGAAAAAAUAUUUAUGAAAUUUAAAAUACUGUAUUUAUAUAGUAAUAAGCAUUCUAAUUAAAAUUAAAUUUAAGAUUAAUAUUUACAUCAAUAA
Messenger RNA from Vespula vulgaris, 840 nucleotides. Its product is annotated as mitochondrial import inner membrane translocase subunit Tim10 B-like. Lineage: Eukaryota; Metazoa; Arthropoda; Insecta; Hymenoptera; Vespidae. Gene Ontology annotation, cellular component: mitochondrial intermembrane space chaperone complex. The transcript is spliced from 4 exons. Bases 327 to 623 code for a protein of 98 amino acids. The record is from RefSeq and is a predicted model, not a curated record.